AGUGGUAGGUGUGGGCGUAAAUCUACUUGAAUUUUUUAGUUCACAACAGCUUUUAGAAAAGCAUCUACGAUGGCAGAACAAGCAGAAAACCCUUUUUCACCUGCAGAUCUGGAAAAACUUUUGAAGGAAGAAUCAUCCAACAGUGAAGCUGAAGGAUGGCAUUUUGUAAAACGAACAGAAUUCUUGGAAAUAUGGAAAAAAGAUGAUCCAGGAACACCAAUCAAACUUAUGAAAUCAUUUGUCCAGUUUCCAGGCAUAUCACCUGAUGAUUUGAUUGAAAUGGUAUUCAAUUUUGAAAUUCGCCGAAGAUGGGACAAGAACUUUUCCACAAUCGAAAUUGUUGAAGAAAAAGCAGACUACAAACUAGUAUACUGGGUGUAUAAAAUGCCUAUAGGAGUGUCUGAUAGAGAUAUAGUUCAAUACAUGAAGAAAGGAAAAGAUGAAGAUAAAAACCUCCAGUAUGUAAUAUACAAGGAUGCUAUUGAUGACAGAAAACCAGAAGUACCUAAAGUUGUGAGGGCAAAGACCAUUCUCUCUGGUCUCAUCGUACGCCCAAUGGAAGAUGACCCUAAAUCUACUAAAGUGUCGUUCUUCGCACAAGUUGAUCCAAUGGGACUUUUACCAAAGUCAUUAACGAAUCUGUUUGCAGGUAGUGCACCAACAGACUUCCACGAGGCUGUGACAAAGUUUUAUCGUGAAGAGUAUUCAAAAGAGAAGGCCUUUCUAAAGUCCUGUUAUUUUAAUUAUAGCUCCAGUAGCUAUAAACAGGCGUAUUGCAAAAGGAAUAGUCUACAAAGAAAAAUGGCCCAAUCUUCUGAGCAUAGUCCAUUUACUGAUGGUGACCUCCAAAGAUUAAAGCUGGAAGCUGCCUCCAAUGAAGAAAGUGGAUUUGAAUUCUUUAAGAAAACAGAUCAUGUAGAACUGUGGAGAAGACCUACCGAAGAAAGUCCAAUUGGUUUAGUAAAGGGGUUUCUUCAUUUUCCAGGCAUUCCAGUGGAAACUGUUUUCAAAUUGAUUGUUGACAUUGAACUGAGACGCGAAUGGGAGAAACAGAUACCAGUUCUUGAAGUGCUAGAUGAUAAUUCAAGCUAUAGAACAAUUUACUGGUUAGUGAAAACACCUGUAGGAGUAAGUGAUAGGGAUUUUGUUCAGCACAUGACACAUGGCUCUGAUGAGGAGGGUACAAAGUAUAUUUUAUAUAAGAAUGCUGUUCACCCCAGCAGACCAGAAAGAAAAGGCAUAGUCAGGGCAAAAACAAUAUUCUCGGGGACACUGAUCUAUCCUGACAAGACAGAUCCAAACUCAACAUGUAUGACAAUGUUGAUUCAAGAUGAUCUCAAGGGAUACGUACCAAAAGCUGUUGUCAAUUACUUUUAUUCUAAAGCACCAAUAGUAUGGCAUGAGAACAUUACUAGCUACUAUGAGAAAGUAUACAGCAAAAAGGAUAGAACUUGAAAAGUUAAUUUAUUUAAUAAUAUUAAUAUUUUUGUAUUCAUUCAUAAAACAAUACAAUAUUAACGAUAAA
This is a messenger RNA of Amphimedon queenslandica, 1525 nucleotides long. RefSeq lists its product as uncharacterized. The transcript has 12 exons. Gene Ontology annotation, molecular function: lipid binding. NCBI's taxonomy places the organism in Eukaryota, Metazoa, Porifera, Demospongiae, Haplosclerida, Niphatidae. The record is from RefSeq and is a predicted model, not a curated record. Bases 70 to 1455 code for a protein of 461 amino acids.